This is a messenger RNA of Radiomyces spectabilis, 852 nucleotides long. RefSeq names its product trimeric LpxA-like protein. NCBI's taxonomy places the organism in Eukaryota, Fungi, Mucoromycota, Mucoromycetes, Mucorales, Radiomycetaceae. The transcript has 6 exons. Bases 89 to 655 code for a protein of 188 amino acids. The record is from RefSeq and is a predicted model, not a curated record.
GACACAGCAGCAGUAAAAAGGUUGAUUUUGCAUUUUUUUUCACCAAGCGGGCACACACUACGCUGUCAAUCGUGAGCCCCAUUCUCCCAUGGAAGCGCCUAUCGUCUAUUACAAUCGAGCCGAAUACAUUGAAACAGAUACCGGCAAUAAAGUGAGCCGAAAGUCGGUCAUCUGUGGCAGUCAAAACAUCAUUCUCGGCGGCAAGACUAUUAUUCAGACCGAUUGCGUUAUUCGAGGUGAUUUGCGGCGUACAGGAGGCGGUCAUGCUGUGGUCAUCGCUAUUGGUCGCUACUGUUUAUUAGCACAAGGAUCGAUUAUUCGCCCACCAUACAAAACAUAUAAAGGCAUCUUUAGCUACUACCCUAUGAAGAUCGGAGAUCAUGUCACGAUUGGCGAAGGCAGCAUUAUUGAAGCUGCGACCAUUGGUUCCUAUGUGACCAUUGGAAAGAACUGCAUCAUUGGACGGUUUGCCAUCAUCAAGGAUUGUUGCUGUAUUGCGGAUAACACGGUGGUUCCACCAAAUACGGUGGUGCCAUCGUUUUCGGUAUAUGCAGGUUCACCAGGGAAAUAUCAAGACGAAUUGCCAGAAUGUACUCAAGAAUUGUACGAAAACAAAACCAAGGACUACUAUGCAAAAUUCACCGCCAAAGACUAGACAAUGAUUUCCAUCUAACCCCACAUACCCCGCCUCCCCCCUAGCCUCAGCCUGUACUGCCUUGCUUGAAACCCAUUGUUAAUUGUAUGGCAGUUAGGAUCUUGCUUGAGCACUAGAUAGCUUCGUCUUCAUGACUUUUUCUAUACUCUCUCAUAUUUGGUGGUCUGUAUUGAAAUGAGUUGUGUUUGCUACACUGG